AUGUGCGCGUGGCGUUUGGAUUUAUGGGAGCGCCGUCCAGCUGCGCUGAUGGCUUCGGAACGGCGAUCCGGCGGCGGUGAGACUCGAGGCCAUAUCGCAUUUCGAGGUGCUGGUCUGGGAGAGGGAACAGGUUGCUGCGCCUUGACUCAGCCGUCACCACCAUUCCCCGGAAAACGUGCAAUCGCCGAAGGACACGUGUGUCGUCGAAGGGGUACUGCCGAACAACACCACAUCCUCGAUCCCACCAUCUUGUACUGGGAUCCGAAGCAAAUCGUGUGCACGAGGUCAGUUUAA
Molecule: messenger RNA, 294 nt
Organism: Angiostrongylus costaricensis
Lineage: Eukaryota; Metazoa; Nematoda; Chromadorea; Rhabditida; Metastrongylidae
Source: the annotation of a GenBank genome assembly